ACUGGUCGUUCCCGGAUAUUUUUAUCCCCAACGAUUCCUCUCUCGUUUGCUGGCAACCCGCGGCGACCUCCUCCGCCGGCGUUCCAGCGACGUCGUCGGCGUGGUUCUUGCCGGGAUUAGCAUUCCGGCGACAAAACGAUCUGCUCACAACCUGUAUCUUAUUUUAACACUGAUACGGGAACGAGAAACUUUUUGGUGGAGCUGUCAAGUGGCAUGCCAAUUACCCUUAUUACUUGGGCUGCAAUGAACCGAGCUGCUCACUAAAAGCACUUACAGGUUCAUUUGUGUAUGGCAUCAGAAGAGUUAAACAGAGAUUUUUCAGCCCUGCAUAUUAGUACAGAGCCCAAUGCAAUGGGAAAGGCUCACUGGAAAAUCAAGCAGUGGAAAGGGAUGUACAGAUCACAUGUUUUACUGAGGAUUUGCAUGAUCUCACACUUCACUUUCAGAUCAUAAGGCUCACAAAGCAGUCGUGCAGAUCUAUAUAUGGAUUGGAUGCAACUCCGCAAGGUUUCGGCAUUUAUAUGCUGCUGCAACUGCUAGACUGUCAGCUACGUACUCUUAUGAUACUAUUGUAGUUGUUUUCUCUUCAAAUAUCCGGCGUUUAUUCUGAUAAAUGAGAUUUGGCAGAACAAUGAAGUGGGUGUUCUUUGAUUGGGGGCAGUUCUGACAACACUGGGUCCGGCAUUGCUCAUCAUUUAAUACCGAGGACUGAUCUUAGCAUAGUUCUGGCAUGCAAUAUACCAACAGACAGCCCCAUGCUUGAGGAGAUGCCUCCAGCGUCCAUUUUUUUUCCAGCAUCAAAUGGUCGGAUGUCGUUGGAUCUGCGCAGGAUCCCGACCGUAGGCUUCCAAUCCACUACUUCCCAUUUAAGAUUAGCCAUGACGUGGUAUCGCUAUCAGAAGCCGACGCCGGUCUUCCCGUGUCUCCGAUGGAAUUCGGAACACGGUGAGUUCUCGUAGCCACAAUGGCUAUCUGGUUCCUGAGGUCGAGGUUAGCCCAUCAUCUUGGACAAAGGAUUGGUUCUUUGGAUGCUCUGAAACUGAGCUCUUGGGCUUCAUCUCUGCACCCAUGGAUUCCUCCUUCCCUGGAUAGCAGCGAUGAUAGAUACGCUUCGAAGUUUCUGAGGAAUCCAAUGGAUCUUUAUGCAGCUCGGCGUUUCAGGUCGGCGAAAGCUCAAGAGAGUGUGCCGGUGGUGACUGAUGGCAGUAAUCAGGUCAUGGAUUUUCCUGGUGGAAAGGUUAUGUUUGUUCCUGAACUUAGAUUCCUAGCCGAGUCUCCAGGAGAGCGAAUCAGCUGCUACCGUAUUCUUGAUGAUGAUGGAAAGACAAUCUCUGGCAGCAGUUUCCAAGAGGUCAGCAAGGAAAUUGCUCUGAAAAUGUACAGUGACAUGGUCACCCUACAAAUUAUGGAUACUAUAUUCUAUGAAGCUCAGAGGCAAGGAAGAAUCUCCUUCUAUCUUACCACGAUCGGAGAAGAAGCCAUAAAUAUUGCAUCAGCUGCUGCCCUCACGAUCGAUGAUAUUGUCUUUCCACAGUACAGGGAACCUGGUGUCCUUCUAUGGCGUGGCUUCACCUUGCAAGAAUUUGCAAACCAGUGCUUUGGCAACAAGUUAGAUUACGGUAAAGGGCGACAGAUGCCAAUACAUUAUGGAUCUAACCGGCUGAAUUACUUCACGGUGUCGUCACCAAUAGCUACGCAGGUACCUCAUGCUGUUGGAGCUGCUUAUUCCCUUAAGAUGGACAAGAAACAUGCUUGUGCUGUCACUUAUUUUGGAGAUGGUGGCACUAGCGAGGGAGAUUUCCAUGCUGCAUUAAAUUUUGCUGCUGUAAUGGAGGUCCCAGUCAUCUUCUUCUGCCGUAACAAUGGUUGGGCCAUCAGUACUCCUACAGCAGAACAGUUUCGAAGUGAUGGUGCUGUGAUUCGUGGUCAAGCAUAUGGUAUUCGGAGUAUCCGUGUAGAUGGGAAUGAUGCUCUUGCUGUUUAUAGUGCAGUCCAUGCAGCCCGUGAGAUGGCCAUAAGGGAAAGCAGGCCUAUUUUAGUUGAGGCACUUACGUAUAGAGUGGGACAUCACUCCACAUCAGAUGACUCCACCAAGUACCGACCUGUCGAUGAGAUCGAACACUGGAGAACAGCACGAGAUCCUGUCUCCAGGUAUCGAAAAUGGAUUGAAAGAAAUGGCUGGUGGUGUGAUGAUGCUGAAUCUGAACUUAGAAGCAAUGUCAGGAAGGAGCUAUUGCAUGCGGUUCAGGUUGCAGAAAGAAUGGAUAAACCACCUCUUGCUGAGCUAUUCACAGAUGUUUAUGAUCAAGUUCCUUCCAACCUUCGUGAGCAAGAAAGGUUGCUUACAGAAUUGAUCAAGCAGCACCCUGGAGACUACCCACCUGAAGUACCUGUUUAGACAAGUUGCCGUUCAGCUGACAAACUCCGCCUGUUACAAUUAUGUAUUGCAUCAUUAUACCUUUUUCAUGAAAAUUGUAAUAACCAAGCCCUGCAUUUAGCUUGAGUGACAUUGAGGAACCAAACUUCUGCAUCUGAGGAGAGGAUUGCAUGGAAGCAUAAAUAAGAAGUCCAUGUUCUUAAUGCUUUGAAAUGGUGGUGCAACCUUCCCAGUCCUUAA
Molecule: messenger RNA, 2617 nt
Organism: Phoenix dactylifera (date palm)
Lineage: Eukaryota; Viridiplantae; Streptophyta; Magnoliopsida; Arecales; Arecaceae
Source: RefSeq, a predicted model, not a curated record